AUGGAUCUCGCUUGGGUUGUGCUUUCCAUGCUAACAACAUGCACAGCUAUCAACAUGCAGUCAGCAGGCAGCCACAGCACCUUCACGUGUGAGCCCAUCACACUGCGGAUGUGCCAGGGUCUGUCCUACAACACAACGUUCAUGCCCAACCUGCUCAAUCACUAUGAUCAGCAAACUGCAGCCCUCGCCAUGGAGCCUUUCCAUCCCAUGGUGAACCUGGAAUGCUCGGGUGACAUGCGCCCGUUCCUUUGUGCCCUCUACGCACCCGUGUGUACGGAGUACGGCCGUGUAACCUUGCCAUGUCGCUAUCUGUGCCAGCGGGCCAAGAGUGACUGCUACAAACUCAUGGACAUCUUUGGAUUAAGCUGGCCUGAAGAGAUGAGCUGUAACCGGUUUCCUGAAUGUGACGAGCCGUAUCCACGAGCCGAGGACCUCCUCUUGAGUGGCGACUCCACAGAGGAAUCUCCCAUGUCUGUACAACGUGACUACGGCUUCUGGUGCCCACGCGAGCUGAAGGUUGACCCCGAGCUGGGCUACAGGUUCCUAGGUGUUCGUGACUGCUCACCCCCAUGCCCAAAUAUGUACUUCAGCAGGGAUGAGCUUGUCUUUGCUCGCUACUUCAUUGCUGUGGUGUCCAUCAUCUGCCUAUCAGCUACGCUUUUCACAUUCCUUACCUUUCUCAUCGACAUGGGUCGUUUCCGCUACCCAGAGCGGCCCAUCGUCUUCUACUCGGUGUGCUACAUGAUGGUAUCGUUGGUCUUCUUCCUGGGCUUCCUGCUGGAGGAGCGUGUGGCAUGCAACAAGGCGACACCAGGACAUUUCCGUGCUGCCACCGUCACCCAAGGCUCGCAUAACAAAGCAUGUACGCUGCUCUUUAUGGCCCUCUACUUCUUUACCAUGGCAGGCAGCGCAUGGUGGGUUGUGCUCACUGUCACAUGGUUCCUGGCUGCUGUACCCAAGUGGGGCAGCGAGGCGAUCGAGAAGAAAGCUCUGCUCUUCCAUGCAGUAGCCUGGGGACUGCCUGGCGUGCUCACUGUCACGCUCAUGGCACUGAACAGGGUGGAGGGUGAUGGUGUGAGUGGUGUAUGCUUCGUGGGUCUGUACGAUCUCACUGCUUUGCGCUGGUUUCUCUUGGCCCCUCUAGCUCUGGCUGUGACUGCUGGAGUUGUGCUCCUGUUGGCUGGUAUUGUGGCACUGAACCGUGUCCGCAUGGAGAUCCCCUUGGACAAGGAGAAUCAAGACAAGCUGGUGAAGUUCAUGAUCCGCAUAGGCGUGUUUUCCGUGCUGUACCUGGUGCCAUUGCUGACGGUGAUUGGCUGCUUCAUGUACGAGCAGACCUACAGGCCAGUAUGGGAGAUAACUUGGGUGCAGGAGCAAUGCAGACGCUAUCACAUCCCCUGCCCAUUCAAGGUGGAGCAGAUGAGCAGGCCGAAUGUCGCCCUCUUCCUCGUUAAGUACUUGAUGAUGCUGGUAGUGGGAAUCCCUUCUGUCUUUUGGGUGGGCAGUAAGAAGACCUGUUUUGAGUGGGCCAGCUUCUUUCAUGGCCAUCACCAAAAAGAUGUGGUGCACGACAGUAGACAGGUGCUGCAGGAACCUGACUUUACUCAGCUGCUGCUGCGUGAACCUGGAGUUACCGUGGUGCGCCAAUCCCGUGGCACCUCCACACAGGGCACCUCCACCCAUGCCUCCUCCACACACCUGGCCAUGCUGGACGAGGAACACAGCGGUAGCAGCCGUCCGAGCAGCAUGCACAGCAAAGCCAGCAGUUUCCAUAGUAACCGGCGCCAGUCUCAUGAUGGCAGCAGGUACACAGCAUGUAGUGUCCACGGUGCAGAUGGGCUCCGCCUCCCCCACGUCAGUGCAUCCCACCUGCACGAGCAGCUUCAGCAAAGCAGCACAGCUCGAUUGGAGAGUCAAUCACGACACGGUGGAUCACAGCGCCUAGACAACCAGUCACACCAUGCCAGCAUCCGGGACCUCAGCAGCACGCAGCUCAUGGCCCAUAGCGGCCCUGUUAACGGUACCCACUCUGCCUCAGAGGAAGGUGGGGCCACUUCUUGA
This is a messenger RNA of Neoarius graeffei (lesser salmon catfish), 2061 nucleotides long. It is a transcript of the gene fzd3a, whose product is annotated as frizzled class receptor 3a. The coding region runs from base 1 to 2061 and encodes 686 amino acids. The transcript is spliced from 7 exons. Gene Ontology annotation, molecular function: Wnt-protein binding; Wnt receptor activity. The record is from RefSeq and is a predicted model, not a curated record. Lineage: Eukaryota; Metazoa; Chordata; Actinopteri; Siluriformes; Ariidae. Gene Ontology annotation, biological process: non-canonical Wnt signaling pathway; canonical Wnt signaling pathway. Gene Ontology annotation, cellular component: plasma membrane.